Molecule: messenger RNA, 5754 nt
Organism: Trematomus bernacchii (emerald rockcod)
Lineage: Eukaryota; Metazoa; Chordata; Actinopteri; Perciformes; Nototheniidae
Product: potassium/sodium hyperpolarization-activated cyclic nucleotide-gated channel 2-like
Exons: 10
Coding region: 1-4464 (1487 amino acids)
Biological process (GO): monoatomic ion transport; transmembrane transport
Cellular component (GO): membrane
Molecular function (GO): monoatomic ion channel activity
Source: RefSeq, a predicted model, not a curated record
AUGGAUGGGGUGUCUGGAGGUGUGGGUACUCCCAGUAGUGGCGGGGGUUCAGGGUGUGACAGCCUCCCCAGGCGUACCAGAGGGGACUCGAAGCGGCGCAGUAAGGGCAGCCUGCCCUCCCCGGGGUACAGGCUGUCCCAGGCCUCCCUGGAGGGGGAGAGGGGCUGCUUCGUGGGGGACAGCACUUCCUUAGGUGGACGCGCUCGUCGCCUCUCCAUCAUGAGCUCCUCCAACAGGGACGGACUUUCCUUCCGCACAGCUAGCACCCCAACCACCCCGGUGCCCCUUCCUCCCCCGCCCUCUUCCUCCUCAGCCCAUCCUCCUCCUCGCUCAGUGGGCUUUGCCGCCUCCCGUGCCGCCCUGCCCUCCACCUCUUCAACCGGGACCGGAGUGAUGGUGGUGGCCACCGGCCCAGAGACCACCACCACCACCACGUGCAACACCACUGCAGCAGGGACCCCUGACUUGAUGGGGCAGUGUGGACUGGGUGGGUUUGGCUUGGGCCUGGAUGGGGAGGACUACAGCACCUCCAACCAGAGCACCUUCAUCCAGAGACAGUUUGGAGCCAUGCUGCAGCCCGGGGUCAACAAGUUCAGUCUGCGCAUGUUUGGGUCCCACAAAGCUGUGGCACUGGAGCAGCAGAGACUGAAAUCAGCAGGGUCCUGGAUCAUACACCCUUACAGUGACUUCAGAUUCUACUGGGACCUGUUGAUGCUGAUGUUGAUGAUGGGAAACUUAAUCAUCCUGCCAGUGGGCAUCACUUUCUUUAGAGAGGAGAACACUCCCUCGUGGAUCAUCUUCAACGUCGUCUCCGACACUCUCUUCAUGGUCGACUUGGUUCUCAACUUCAGGACCGGCAUCAUCAAAGAGGACAACACUGAGAUAUUGCUGGACCCCAGGGCGAUUCGCCAGAAAUAUCUGAAGAACUGGUUCCUCGUGGACUUUGUGUCCUCCAUCCCGGUGGACUACAUCUUUCUGAUGGUGGACAGUCUGGACUCCGAGGUCUACAGGACGGCCAGGGCGCUGCGCAUCGUCCGCUUCACCAAAAUCCUGAGCCUGCUUCGACUGCUCCGCCUGUCCCGACUCAUCCGCUACAUCCAUCAGUGGGAGGAGAUCUUCCACAUGACCUAUGACCUUGCCAGUGCCAUGGUGAGGAUCGUGAAUCUGAUCGGGAUGAUGCUGCUGCUGUGCCACUGGGAUGGCUGUCUGCAGUUCCUCGUCCCCAUGCUGCAGGACUUCCCUCCUGACUGCUGGGUUUCCAAGAAUCUGAUGGUGAAUGACUCAUGGGGCCUCCAGUACUCCUAUGCUCUAUUCAAAGCCAUGAGCCACAUGUUGUGUAUUGGGUACGGAGCACAGGCUCCAGAAGGGAUGACUGAUGUGUGGCUCACCAUGCUCAGCAUGAUCGUAGGGGCCACCUGCUACGCCAUGUUCAUCGGACACGCCACCGCUCUCAUCCAGUCUCUGGACUCCUCGAGGCGACAGUACCAAGAAAAGUACAAGCAGGUGGAGCAGUACAUGUCGUUCCAUAAACUUCCUGCAGAUGUGCGUCAAAAGAUCCACGAAUACUAUGAGCACCGCUUCCAGGGGAAGAUGUUUGACGAGGAGAACAUCCUUGGAGAACUCAGCGAGCCACUGAAAGAGGAGAUAGUCAGCUUUAACUGCCGGAGCCUGGUGGCUAACAUGCCGCUGUUUGCCAACGCCGAUCCCAACUUUGUGACAGCAGUGCUGAUCAAGCUCCACUUUGAAGUGUUUCAGCCUUCAGACUUCAUUAUCCGCGAGGGCACAGUGGGACGGAAGAUGUAUUUCAUCCAGCAUGGGCGAGUUGGUGUGCUGACCCGCGGCAACAAAGAAACCAAGCUGAGUGAUGGCUCUUACUUUGGAGAGAUCUGUCUGUUGACUCAUGGACGGAGGACAGCCAGCGUCCGUGCAGAUACAUACUGUCGCCUGUACUCGCUCAGUGUGGACAACUUUAACGAGGUGCUGGAGGAACAUCCCAUGAUGCGUCGUGCCUUUGAAACUGUCGCUGUUGACAGAUUGGACCGAAUCGGCAGGAAGAACUCUAUGCUUCUGCGGAAGUCGUCGCAGGGCGGUUCUCUGGGGGGCAGUAUGGGUCGUGGAGGCCGGGGUGGAGGGGGUCCAGGAACCAGGGGAGGUCUGGGCUCCUGUGACAGCAUGCUGGUGCAGCAGAUUGUCAAACACGACAGCAUGCCGGCGAUGCAGGAUGCCAUUGCGGCCGCUGCUGCAGGAAGAAGCGGAGUCAUGGGAAGAAGUGGCUCGGUGUCUCCUCGGCCGCGCCCGGUCAUCUGGGCUCCGCUGGUCAACGCCCCCCUGCAGGCGGCUGCUGCCACCAGUAAUGUAGCCAUCGCCCUCAUGCACCAGCAGCAACAGCAACAGCAGCUGCAGCAGCUGCAGCAGCAGCAUGCACUGGGAGGGGCUUUCUUCUUGCCUUCACCUCUUGUGUCUCCCUCUCCGUCCUCUACCUUUUCUUUGUCUACCCCUCGUCCUCCUGUGUUACAGCCCCUCCGCCCGUCUGUGAGCUCUCUCAUCGGCAUGAUGACUCUGGGAGGGAUGGGAGGAAUAGGAGGAAUGGGUGGAAUGGGAGGGAUGGGAGGGAUGGGAGGAAUGGGUGGUUUGUCCCCCAGAGGAUUUCCUGCCUCUCCCUCGACCAUGGGCCCUCCUGGUGGGUUGACCUCGCCCCCGAUUGCCAAAACUCCACCCAUACCAGCAUCCUCUGUCCCAGCAUCUGUCCAACCAGGCAGGACUCUUCAUACCAGCCUCCGCCUCCAAGCUGAUCAUCCCUCAAUGAUUGCUGGAUCACUAGGAACCCCGACAGGUGGAGGGACACUGACUCCACCUCUCCAUAAAGUACCUGCCGCCAACCCCCCUGCUGCUUAUAGAGCCCCGUCAGACGGCAACACUUUUAUGAUGGGCCACCAGGGGGCAAAGGAAGCUUUGUUACGUCAUGGAGGAACCAGCUCUCAGGGUCUGCCGGCACUGGGCAGACUCACCCAGGAGGCCAGGCUGCUGUCGGCCUCGCAGCCCACCCUGCCUCACCGCUCCUGGGUUGGAGUGCAGCCUCACCCCCCUCUCCACAGGAAGGCCUCUGGUGGUAAUUUGCUGGCGGCUCCUUUCCUGGCAGGGCAGUUAGCCAGGGGAGGCAGUGCAGGCAUGCUGACCUCAAACACUCCAGUACAGCUAGUGACACAUAUUCCAUUCAACGCACACACACACACACACGCUCAGGCUGCAUUUCCUAUUCAGCCUGCCUUAGCACAGUAUCUGCCCACACAGGCUGCCCCUCACAGCACCGCUGUACCUGCAGCCGCACACAAGCCUGCAGCUCCCCUAACAUAUUCCUCCCCUCCAAAGCAGACCCCUCUCUCUUCUCCCACCCCCUCCUCUUCUCCCACCCCCUCUUCACCUACACCUAUACCCCCUCCUACACCGCGCCCUAAACCAAUCUCAAUGACACACUCUGGCUCCUUCUCUCCUCCUCGCAGCUCCACCCCUCCUUUAGCAAACCCGCUGUCGCUCUCCUCAACUCCUCGUCCCAAACCAAUCCCUACAUCUUCUCCCCGCUCGUCCUCUCCCUCUCCCUCCUCCACACCGCCCCCAUCUUCUGUUUCUACCCCUAUCCCACCACCUCAAACCUAUGGGCCAAAGUCAUCUUUCACCUCCUCCUCUCCCCCAUCCUCCUUAAUCACCUCUAUCCCACCUCGUCCCCAGAGCCCCCGAGCCAAGGCGUCCAACACGCCUCCUUCUGCUUCUCCAUUGUCUGGCCCAAGUCCCACACAAACUCCAAUCCCUUCUCCGAUACUAACACCCACUCAGACUACCCGUACACGCACUUCUACCCCCGCCCAAACACCUACACAGACCCUUAGUCCUACUCCUUCCCAUUCUCCGGUUCCUGUGACACCUGUCCCCUCUGUAAGUAAAUCCCUGAGUCCAACUCCUUGUCUCCAGCCCUCAAUCUCCAGCUCAGCUAGAGGCCCCAACCAGGGCCAGAUCCCCAAACAGACCCCAACACAAACUGCAUUGUCUGCCCCGACACCAGCUAGCGUUAGCUCUCCACGUAAAAUAACUUUCUCAGUUCAUCCUGUGCAGCAAACCUCUCCUGUCCUUACUCCAAGCCCAACUUAUGUCUCUGGUCAUUCGACCAAACCAAUCCCGGGGACAACAUCAUCCUCAUCGUGUCCAAACUCGAGCUCCACUAAGCCUUCAUCUCUGACCUCCUCUGGUAUCCAUUGUGCCUCUUCUCCCGUCCUAAAACAAAUAUCAACCCCAACAGCUGCCCCUACCCACUCCACAAAACUCAAUACCCCCUCUAUUCCUGCCGCUCAGGCUUCCACCACCUCAUCCACCCAGUCAGCACAUGCAGCCCCCCUUGCAAAGGCCACUGCUCCUAAAGGUGGGAAAAAAGACCCUCCGCAUUCAUUGCCUGAAAAGACUAAGAGGAACUAAGACACAAAAGGCCCGCUGCUGAUAAGCAGAGCCAUUGAUAUACAGAGUGGUGUCACCAGACAUCAAAUAUGUCAAGUGGACAAGUACAUCUUUUGCAUAUACUCUAUGUGAUUGUCUUAGAACAUCAGGGGUUCAUGUGACUCUCGACCCAAGCCAUCGAUGGAAGAGAGAAGAGUUUAUUGGUGAUUUAAAAGGUUGGCCCAGGCAACGGUAGAGUCUGAUCGAAUCCAUCCCAAUGUACAAUACAUACAUAUCUGUGUUAGUGAUUGUUGGAGCAAGCAGGGGAGCUGAAGUGAAAAUGAUAUGGAAGCAAUAGCUGAAAUAAAAAAAAUCUCCAUUUAUUUGACAAUGGAAAAAGCAAUAUGUGUGAAACAUUUUAGGCUCCCUUAAUGUGACAGGAAAUGAAUUUGAGAAAAUAAUAAUCUCUCUGCUAUUGGUAUUAAAGUCCAUCUUGGUGACGGUUUUAAAUGCAGGACACUUUCUGGUUUCCAGCUCCAACUCCCUCUUGCCUCCCAUUCUGCACCAAAGUGUAAUAUUUUAUCAUCCAAAUAAUAAUAAUGAUAAGAGAUUAAAAAUCACUGUUAAGACGAUGCUCAUAUGAAUUGGAUUCAAUAGGAGCAGUCCACUGGUAGUUUUGUUGUCACAAGUGUGUGGUGUUUAGUUUUUGAUCAAAACAAAACUUUUAAACCUACAAGAUUUUUCUAUAAUGUGUUUAUUUGUUUGUGGCAGACAAUCUUGCUCUGCACCGUGGCUCACUUUAUUUCUAUUCCAUCCUGCUCCAUGAACUGUAAAUACGUGCCUCUCUUUGGGUCUGUUGUAAGCUUCAUCACUCUUCAGCCUCUCUGUCUUUCAUCUCUUCUCUGUCUCGCCGCCUUUCAUCUGAUUUUCACAGCCGUGGUCACUAAAUGCUUCGCUGGCUCUCACAGAUUCUCUCCCUUUCUCUCGGUGUACCCAACACUUGCUCUGUGUGGCAAUCAGCCUCACGUUCAAAUGGCUCUUUCUUCUGUCGUCCUACAACACUUUUUCAGCAACCUUUUCAGUGAUGUUUGAUGUUUUGUGUGAGUAGCAACAAGACAUUUCUGUCUUAACCCCUGAUACCAUGUUGCCUAGACAAUAUAUUAAAGGACCAAAUGUUUUAUUUUUUAUUUAUUACAGCUUUAGCUUUAAAACAGAAAAUAAAUAGCUAUUAAUGCUGAAUUAAAGAUGCGUGGUGUUUAAGGUAAUGAUUAGGAUUACAUUCUUGACAACCAUAACGGCAAUGAUGAAGGUGUAUAUUUGGAUGUAAGAAUA